This is a messenger RNA of Prorocentrum cordatum, 351 nucleotides long. NCBI's taxonomy places the organism in Eukaryota, Dinophyceae, Prorocentrales, Prorocentraceae. The record is from the annotation of a GenBank genome assembly.
AUGCGGAUCGCGCUGUUUGAGGUCAAGCAGUCCAGUCGGUCGUUCAGCGCCCACGACGUCACCCUCGCUGCCGACAACUUCAACAAGGCGAAGGGCCUCCUCGCGUACUUCUGGCUGCACACCGGAUUCCUCUGGCAGGCGGGCGAUGCCAUCGGGGGCCCGGCCACGCUGGGGCCCUCGCGAGAGCUUGGCCUGGGCGUGGAGCAGGUGGACAAGGCCAGCAAGGGGAUCCAGACGGACAAGCGCAGGGGCCGGUUCACAGCGGGCUCCAGGCUCGUGCUCCACUACGCCGCGUGCGGCGACGUCCCGCCGCCCUCUGGCGGGAAGGCUGCGACCCUUCUGUCGAUCUGA